Molecule: messenger RNA, 1930 nt
Organism: Trifolium pratense (red clover)
Lineage: Eukaryota; Viridiplantae; Streptophyta; Magnoliopsida; Fabales; Fabaceae
Product: probable serine/threonine-protein kinase PBL1
Exons: 4
Coding region: 19-1791 (590 amino acids)
Biological process (GO): protein phosphorylation
Molecular function (GO): protein kinase activity; ATP binding
Source: RefSeq, a predicted model, not a curated record
CAAAAUUUGGAAUUGAAGAUGGGAUGUUUGCUUUCCCUCAAGAACUUGAAGAAAAAGUAUGAAAAAUUCAAAUUAGAAAAUAGCAGGCAUAAUGAGCAUGUAUCUACAACAAUUUCUCAACUUCAAGCUUCUCGCACAUUGCACUCCGAUCCUACAAUUUUGAGGACUAGCAUGAGUUCCAAUAACCCGAUUAACCGAGUUACAAACAACAGAACAAGAGUGUCAUCUACUCCAUCAGCUCUUGAUGCUGCAGAACAAGGAGCUCUAGCCUCAAUUGAGAAGGAGGAACAAGAAAUGGUGGAUGUUCCAGCGAGAAUAAUGAAGGAGCCGCACUCGCCUAUUCCACAACCCUUACCUCUUCCAUAUCCUAAAGGAAGUAGUCCAUUGGGGUUAAGGAUGGCUAGGAGUCCUUUAUGUUCUUCUGGCUUAGGUCCUGAUGCAGCAGAACAAGAUGGUUUGGAAACAUUUCAGUAUGAAGAAAAAGAAUGGUCUAAAAACCAAGAUACAUCGAUGAAGGGAAAGCGUUUCUCUAUUCUACACCCUUUACCGCUUCCACCUCAUCAAGAAAUAAGUCCAAUGAAGGCUGCUAGCAGCUCUAAGUCAGGAAAAGCUGUUGAUUCGGUUCUUUAUUUUCAAUAUGACAAAAUUGCUGCUGCUUGCCACAACUUCUCUAUACAUCGAUGCAUGUCAGGAUGUCUUUCUUCCACCAUAUAUAAAGCUUCCUUUGAUCAUGAAGCUUCAAGUAAGAAGCUUAAAGCCACAGUCACAUGCCUUCACCAAUCAACUCAGGGGUUGAGGGAAUUCAUCAAUGAGGUUAAUAAUUUAGCAACUUUGCAACAUCCAAACCUCUGUAAACUGCUUGGAUUUUAUGCAAGCGAUAGCUCUGAACCAAGGAUGUUGAUUUAUGAGAGGCUGAGCAAGGGGGGCUUGGACCACCUGUUGUUUGGGAGAUCUGACGGCCCUUCAAUUGAUUGGAACACAAGAAUAAAAAUAGCCAUCUGUGCUGCACAAGCUCUUACUUUCUUGCAUGAAGAAGGGCCUCUCCAGGCAAUGUAUACUGAUUUUUCAGCAGCGAACAUACAGAUUGACAAGGAUUUCAAUGCAAAGCUUUCAGGAUAUGGUUUUGUUGGACAUGUUGCUAAGGAAGAGCUUUCAAGAAGUUCACAUGCAGCAGCAAACCUUUCGGUGGAGACAUUGGAAAAAGGAUUGCUUACUCCAAAGAGCAAUGUAUGGAGUUUUGGAAUUGUUCUUCUGGAGCUAUUUACUGGUAGAAAGAAUUUUGAUAGGCAAUUCCCAAAGAAAGAGAGGAACUUAGUCAAAUGGUGCCGACCUUACCUAGCCGACGAUGUCCAGUUGUCAGCGAUCAUAGAUUGUCAACUCAAAGGUCAGUUUUCACUCAAGGCAGCAAGAACAUUAGCUAACAUUGUACAAAGAUGCCUCCAAAGGGAGCCAUCAGAAAGACCAACCAUGAGAGCCAUUCUUGAGAAUCUGAAAACCAUACUAGAUAUGGAGUACCCUAGAUUGUUCCCACUGCAAGAGCCACUGACCAUUUAUGGACGACACAUGUCGCGAUCACCAACUGCUGAUGGCAUCAUCAAGGCACCUAGAUUGGGUUUCUCUCCUUCAUUACUACCAUCAGCUACCAAAACAUCUAUUUCACAUCCUCGAGGAUGGACUGGUGUGCCCACAAAGCUUCCUACUCCUCUUGCUUGUUCCUCCGCUGUCUCUACUGAGGAACUCACUAGGCAGGAAAGUACACAGCCAUCAUCCUCAGUCACCAACAAAGCUUAGUGUUGCAGGACAUUCACUUUCUAUAGUGUCUAUUUUUGUGUGAAUCACCAAUUUAGUCUAUAAAUUUAUGGAUCAAAUUGGUGGUUCACUAGUUUUAUUUGUUGUUUUAUAUUUUAUUUUUUACAUUGGCAUCGGAUAU